This is a messenger RNA of Heteronotia binoei (common prickly gecko), 2067 nucleotides long. RefSeq names its product zinc finger protein 665-like. The transcript is spliced from 2 exons. Bases 287 to 1798 code for a protein of 503 amino acids. The record is from RefSeq and is a predicted model, not a curated record. NCBI's taxonomy places the organism in Eukaryota, Metazoa, Chordata, Lepidosauria, Squamata, Gekkonidae.
GGAGAGGUCGCUUCCUGCCUGCCCGGGAGCCCGCACGUGGGAAAGCGGCCUUUGUUUUGCUGGAGCUUGCUAAGGGCUCCCCGCUCCUCCGUCGCGGGGCAGGAGGGGAGAAGAAAAGAAAAGAAGAAAUAAAGGAAAAUCAGAGUGGACCAAGAAAUCCACUGCUUCUAGUGUCGCUAUCCAUGAAAUUGCAGUCUGAGACCAAAUUAAUAAAGGCAACAAAAAUAGCUUCACUCAAUGUGCAAAAUUCUUCAUUCAGAAAUCAAGACUUAUUUCAAAUCAGAGAAUGCAAAAUCCAGAAAAGGCAUUGGAAAAGUCAGAAUGUAUGACAAACCAUAUCUUAAAGGAAACUCUAAUCACACAGGAGAAACCACACGCUUGUUCACAGUGUGGAAAGAGCUUCAGAAGGCCGGGCAGCCUUGUACAACAUCAAAGAAGCCAUGCAGAGGAAAAACCAUAUCCAUGCUCAGAAUGUGGAAAGAGCUUCAAGCAGAGUGCAGAACUCACUUCCCAUCAAAGAAUUCACACAGGGGAGAAACCAUACACAUGCUCAGACUGUGGAAAGAGCUUCAGUCAGAGCUCAGGCCUUACUUCCCAUCAAAGAAUCCACACAGGGGAAAAACCAUAUAAAUGCCCAGAGUGUGGAAAGAACUUCACAUGCAGUGGAAAUCUUACAGCUCAUCGAAGAAUCCACUCUGGGGAAAAACCAUACCAAUGCUCAGAGUGUGGAAAGAGCUUCAGGGUUAAAUCAAGCUUAAUUUACCACCAGAGAAUCCACACAGGGAAGAAACCGUAUAAAUGCUCAGAGUGCGGAAAGAGCUUUAGUCAGAGUGCACACCUUACAGCCCAUCACAGAAUCCACACAGGGGAGAAACCAUAUACUUGCCCAGAGUGUGGGAAAAGCUUCAGUAACAGCUCUUACCUUGUUUACCAUCGAAAAAUCCAUACAGAGCAGAAACAAUAUACAUGCUCAGAAUGUGGAAAGAGCUUCCUAUUUAGUGGAAAACAUACAGCUCAUCAAAGAAUCCACACAAGGCAGAAACAAUAUAAGUGCUCAGACUGUGAAAAGAACUUCAUUGUGAUCUCAAACUUUACUAAGCAGCAAAAAAUCCAUAGAGCAGACAAACCAUAUAAAUGCACGGAGUGUGGAAAAACAUUCAGGGAGAGUGGAAAACUUGCUUUUCAUCAAGCAGUCCAUGCUGGGGAGAAACCAUAUAAAUGCUCAGAGUGUGGAAAGAGCUUUGUCUGCAGUGGAAAUCUUACAGCCCAUAAAAGAGUCCACACAGGGGAGAAACCGUAUAAAUGCUCUGAGUGUGGAAAGAGCUUUAGACAGAGUGUAGAUCUUACCUCCCAUCAAAGAAUUCACACAGGAGAGAAACCAUAUACAUGCAUAGAGUGUGGAAAGAGCUUCCGUCAGAGAUCACACCUUAUUUUCCAUCAAAGAAUUCACACAGGUGUGAAACCGUAUAAAUGUUCAGAGUGUGGAAAGAGUUUCAGGGACAGUUCUAACUUUAAAUACCAUCAAAGAACCCACACAGGAGAGAAACCAUAUAAAUGUCCAGUGUGUGGAAAGGACUUCAGGCAAAAUCGAAAGCUUGUCUCCCAUCAAAGAAUCCACACAGGGGAGAAACCAUAUAAAUGCUUAGACUGUGAAAAAAGCUUCAGGCAGAUUGCAGAUCUUACCUUACAUCGGAGAAUGCACACAGGGGAGAAACCAUAUAAAUGCUCAUCUUGUGAAAAGAGCUUCAGUCGGAAGGGCACCCUCACUUCCCAUCAAAGAAUCCACGCAGGGGACUAACCUUACAAUUGCUUAGAAUGUAGAAAGAGCUUUUGUGUGAGUUUACAACUCACUUCCCGUUACAGAAUUUCUGCAGAAGCACUGCUAUAAAUUUUCAGAAUGUGAAAUGUUCUGCAGUCAGUACCAUUAAGAUUCCAGAUUGCUGACAAACCAUUUCUUUUCUUAGAAAACAAAAGUUGAGAUGUCUAACGAGUUGCACAAGAGUGAAAAAAAAUUCCUAAUGUCUAAAAGUGUGGCAAUAUUUUCAGUAAGUUCUGAAGACUUUAUUU